AUGAGCGGACUACUGAGUAGCGACGAGUUCUUCACCCAGCUCGCUACGCUCCUCGAGAAGACGCAGCAGAAAGGCCAUGGAUCCGUGUUUUUGACGCAAAAGAGAUUAUCUCACGACACAGCGGCGAAGAGUCCACCGCCUGGAACGAAGGUAGCAGACGACUCGCUAUGGGACCUGAACCCUCCGAACCCUUUACCGAUCCUCAUACGAGCCACAGACGGUGACAGCCAGAGUAAAGACAAGGUCAAGAACAAGAACAAGGUCAAAAUCAGUACAGUCGUACAGCCGGAUGAUAUCGAAGCGUUCUUCGCAAGAUACGCCGAGGUGUGCAAGGCAGGAAUGCAGAGUCUGAAGAAGCGAGACCGGAGCAAGCGAAAGAAGGACAAGAGCAAGAAGAAGAAGGCGGGAGACGACAAGAAGUGA
Messenger RNA from Zasmidium cellare ATCC 36951, 423 nucleotides. RefSeq lists its product as uncharacterized. Gene Ontology annotation, biological process: SRP-dependent cotranslational protein targeting to membrane. Gene Ontology annotation, cellular component: signal recognition particle, endoplasmic reticulum targeting. NCBI's taxonomy places the organism in Eukaryota, Fungi, Ascomycota, Dothideomycetes, Mycosphaerellales, Mycosphaerellaceae. The coding region runs from base 1 to 423 and encodes 140 amino acids. The record is from RefSeq and is a predicted model, not a curated record. Gene Ontology annotation, molecular function: endoplasmic reticulum signal sequence receptor activity; 7S RNA binding. The transcript has 3 exons.